Mastomys coucha (southern multimammate mouse) is the source of this 10037-nucleotide messenger RNA. It is a transcript of the gene Dlgap2, whose product is annotated as DLG associated protein 2. Gene Ontology annotation, molecular function: molecular adaptor activity. Lineage: Eukaryota; Metazoa; Chordata; Mammalia; Rodentia; Muridae. Gene Ontology annotation, biological process: signaling. The record is from RefSeq and is a predicted model, not a curated record. The transcript is spliced from 15 exons. The coding region runs from base 8 to 3265 and encodes 1085 amino acids. Gene Ontology annotation, cellular component: postsynaptic specialization; glutamatergic synapse.
UGGAUGGAUGCAUUACUCAUGGAUUCUUGGCAAUGAUAAAACACCAGGAGAAGCGAGGUUGAAGUGCCCCUGCGUGCACAGCUCCCCAUCUGCUGAGGGGCUGCCUGCACUUCACAUUCGGAUGCUGCAAAGCGUGCAGCGGGAGUCUCGCUUCGAGUCUCAGUGCACCCUUUGUGGAGAGCCAGAAGAGGAGGAAGGAGGAGACUUGGUCCAGCCGGGCCUCAGCUUCCCAGGUCCAGCAGAAGAGGACAUAGACCAACAGUACUCAUGGUCUCCAACGCAGCACUUCAAUGAAGAGAGGUACUCACCCGCACCCAGGAACAUGAAAGGGUUAACUGGAAGCCGGAACCAGCCUCAGCUAUGUGCGGGUCACACCUGUGGCCUGUCACCCCCUGAUGACUGCGAGCACCCCCAUGAUCACAUGCAUCAUGGGCCAGAUGUGCGGCAACCUUACGUCCUCAGCCCAGCUGAGAGCUGCCCAAUGGACCAUCACCGUUGCUCGCCUAGGAGCUCCGUCCACUCAGAGUGUAUGAUGAUGCCUGUGAUGUUGGGCGACCACGUGUCCAGUAGCACCUUCCCCAGAAUGCACUACAGUUCACACUAUGAUACGAGGGAUGAUUGCGCCAUGUCCCACACAAGUACAAAGGUAAAUCGAAUCCCCGCCAACCUUUUAGACCAGUUUGAGAAACAGCUACCCCUGCACCGGGAUGGUUUCCAUACACUGCAGUACCAGAGGGCCUCGGCUGCCACGGAACAGCGAAAUGAGAGUCCAGGCAGAAUCCGGCAUCUGGUCCACUCCGUCCAGAAACUUUUUACCAAGUCUCAUUCUUUGGAGGGAUCAUCCAAGAGCAACAUCAACGGGACCAAGAGUGACAGUCGGGUGGAUGAGCACCAUCAGACUCACCUUUCCAAACACAGCAAGAGAAGUAAAAGCAAGGAGCGGAAGCCGGAGAGCAAGCACAAGUCCGGUAUGAGCAGCUGGUGGAGUUCUGACGACAACCUGGACAGUGACAGCACAUACCGGACACCCAGCGUGGCCCACCGCCACCACAUGGACCACAUCCCUCACUGCUACCCUGAGGCGCUGCAGAGCCCAUUUGGGGACCUCUCACUAAAGACUUCCAAAAGCAACAGCGAUGUUAAGUGCUCAGCCUGCGAAGGCUUGGCCCUCACACCGGACACCAGGUACAUGAAGCGUAGCUCCUGGUCCACGCUCACGGUGAGCCAGGCUAAGGAGGCCUAUCGCAAGAGCUCCCUGAACUUGGACAAGCCCCUGGUCCACCCCGAGAUCAAGCCUUCCCUGCGGCCAUGCCACUACCUCCAGGUGCCUCAGGACGAUUGGGGUGCAUACCCCACAGGUGGCAAAGAGGAGGAGAUACCCUGCCGUAGGAUGAGGAGCGGCAGCUACAUAAAAGCCAUGGGUGACGAGGAGAGCGGGGAGUCAGACUCCAGCCCCAAAACAUCCCCAACGGUGGCCAUCCGGCCGGAGCCGCUGCUGAAGCCCAUCAUACAAAGAUCACUUGGAGACCACCAAACCCAGAGCUACCUGCAAGCUGCCACUGAGGUGCCUGUCGGUCACAGCCUGGACCCAUCAGUCAACUACAACUCUCCGAAGUUCCGGUCCAGAAACCAGAGCUACAUGCGGGCUGUGAGCACCCUGAGCCAGGCCAGCUGUGUGAGCCAGAUGAGUGAGGCGGAAGUUAAUGGGCAAUUCGAGUCAGUGUGUGAAUCUGUCUUCAGUGAAGUUGAAUCUCAGGCCAUGGAUGCUCUGGACCUUCCCGGGUGUUUCCGAACGAGGAGUCACAGUUACCUUCGAGCCAUCCAAGCUGGUUACUCCCAAGACGAUGAAUGUAUUCCCGUGAUGACACCGUCCAACAUGACGUCAACCAUCAGGUCAACGGCAGCUGUCUCCUACACAAAUUAUAAGAAGACGCCUCCCCCAGUGCCCCCACGGACCACCUCCAAGCCUCUGAUCUCUGUGACGGCCCAGAGCAGCACAGAAUCGACACAGGAUGCCUACCAGGACAGCCGUGCCCAGAGGAUGUCCCCGUGGCCCCAAGAUAGCCGUGGUGGCCUCUACAACUCCAUGGACAGUCUAGACAGCAACAAGGCCAUGAAUUUGGCUCUGGAAACAGCUGCAGCCCAGCGCCAUGCAGCCGACACCCAGAGCAGCUCCACAAGGAGCAUCGACAAGGCAGUCCUGGCAUCCAAAGCUGAAGAGCUCCUCAAAAGUCGCUGCUCCUCCAUCGGGGUCCAGGAUUCUGAAUUCCCUGAUCAUCAACCCUACCCAAGGUCAGAUGUAGAAACAGCCACAGAUUCUGACACGGAGAGCAGAGGCCUACGGGAGUACCACUCCGUUGGUGUGCAAGUAGAAGACGAAAAACGGCAUGGCCGUUUCAAGCGUUCUAACAGUGUCACCGCAGCUGUGCAGGCUGACUUAGAGCUGGAGGGCUUCUCUGGGCAUGUCAGCAUGGAGGACAAGGGCCUGCAGUUUGGAUCCUCCUUCCAGCGACAUUCAGAACCCAGUACCCCGACCCAGUAUGGGGCACUGAGGACUGUGCGGACGCAGGGCCUCUUCAGUUACAGGGAGGACUACAGGACACAGGUGGACACUUCUACUCUGCCACCACCAGAUCCCUGGCUGGAGCCAUCCCUGGACACAGUGGAGACAGGGAGGAUGUCUCCAUGCCGGAGAGAUGGCUCCUGGUUUCUGAAAUUGCUGCACACAGAGACGAAGAGGAUGGAAGGCUGGUGCAAAGAGAUGGAGAGAGAAGCAGAGGAGAAUGACCUCUCGGAAGAAAUUCUAGGAAAGAUCAGGAGUGCUGUGGGAAGUGCUCAGUUGCUCAUGUCCCAGAAGUUCCAGCAGUUUUACUGGCUUUGUCAGCAGAACAUGGACCCCAGCGCCAUGCCAAGACCAACAUCCCAGGAUCUGGCCGGCUACUGGGAUAUGCUGCAACUGUCGGUGGAAGACGUCAGCAUGAAGUUUGAUGAACUGCACCAGCUGAAGCUCAAUGACUGGAAGUUAAUAGAGUCACCAGAAAGGAAGGAAGAAAGGAAGAUCCCCCCUCCAAUACCAAAGAAGCCCCCCAAGGGGAAAUUCCCCAUCACGAGGGAAAAGUCCCUGGACCUGCCAGACAGACAGCGCCAGGAAGCCCGGCGCCGGCUCAUGGCCGCCAAGAGAGCCGCCUCGUUCCGCCAGAACUCUGCCACGGAGAGAGCCGAUAGCAUCGAGAUCUACAUCCCUGAGGCCCAGACGCGGCUCUGAGGACCAGAGGUGGCCACACGAGCCUGGUUUUGUUCUUUUUCACAAAUUGCUUGUACAGUUUAUUGCCUACCUGGUAGUUUCUGUCUCACCCUCCACUGGAUUCGCCCUUGCCGUGUUCUCUGCACCAUAGACAGUGGACGUUCCGAUUCCUAGUUUGCCGAGCUCAUGGCAAGAUUGACUCUGACGGACGUCGGCUCAGAGGAACGGGCUUGGUGGGCCCUGGCUUACGUCCCUGUUCUCAGAGGGCCGCCAAGGGGCCUCUUGAGAUGGACCCUAGCUUCCACUUUGCUAUUUAUAUUUUUAUAAAUUGUGUGAUAACUAGAGGUCACUAUAAACGGGUGCAUCUCCCCACUCUCGAGAGGCAUUAGACAUCCAAGUGGAAGGUGCUACAACUCGAAGGGCCGGAAAGACAGACAAACCUGUUCCCUCUCACCUGAGUUACUUUUCCCAGCCAAGCUGGCCCCUGCCCUUGCUGUCCUCACCUGUCCCGUCAGCGUGGGAAGCACACGUUCCUUGGUUGACGUGGUGAUGACAGGAAAGGGUUUAUCCAAGGUUCCCACUAGGUGGUUCUCUAAAAGGAAAUGACAAGGCUGAACGCUACCCCCCCCCCCAAAAAAAGAGAUCUAGCAUGGAAUGUUUGUGUUGAAAGCUAAGCUGAAUGUUCCUCUAAGAGAGGGACUCAUGGAAAGUUCUGGCAGAAGCCCAGAGAAUACAAAGAGAAAAAAACAAACAAAAAAAAAUUAAGAAAUAGUCAUGGUAAUUUUAUCCCUUGGUAACUUAAACAGUUACACAUAACAUUUCCUUUAAACCUCACUGCUUAAGCAACAUGGGCUUUUUAUAUAUGUGUUACGUGCAUUCUCAAACUGCUAUCAAACUUGACUUCCCAGGGUACCUUUCUCUAAAGGAGUUUGCUUGUUUCAGAUGCCACUUGUGAUGUUGUAAACCAUAUGAGAUGUAUGAAUGUGGUAAGUAUAUCAGUUAAAAAUGGUAAAGAAGAAAAGUUAGUUUAUGCUUGUAUUUUUCCAGAAUUCUUCUGUCCUAUGCAGUACUGCUGAAGUUAAGAAUAUAUUUCUUGCCUGUGUUAGACAUGAAAAGGGAAAGAGAGAGAGAGUCAGAGAGAGAGAGAGAGACAGAGAGAGACAGAGAGAGAUCAUGCAUGGUGAUUGAUUGCCAGCUGUGGUGAUUGAUUGCCAGCUGUGGAAUUUACGAAAGGAAAUCAGUAGUCAGGCUCUGAGGGGACAGAGAGGCUCUGAUUGAUGAAUUUUGUGUUAAUUAUGUUUACAGCUAAGAGCUCAUUCUAUAACUUCUGCAUGGAAGUUCAGAUGCCAACAGAGUGAUCAGAGUGCCCACGGCUCUGAUCUCAGAGUUCUUUGUUCUUCACGUAUAGGCAGGGUCCCACCCCAGGUCUCCCCCUUACUGCUUUAAGGAGCCCUGUGUGCUCAGCCAUAGGCGGAAAGCUUUCAACAGCCUGUAGCACUUUGUGUUCUCCCUGUGACUCGCACUUUAAACCGUCCUCAGUGCCCCCAUCCGCAGCCUGACCACAUCGCUGGCCACUGCGUGGGUACUCAGCGAGGCAGCAUUGCGGCUGGGGUGUUACUGGGACUACGCCGGCCUCUUCCUCGUCCUCUCCAUUCCAUUCCGCAUGGGGGCACGGUUGAUGUUACAGCAUGUCAAGCCUCAAUGUUUUACUUUUUUUUUUUUUUUAAGCUGAGUAGUUAAGAAUUCCCUGUAAUAGCAAAACCCUAUAAAUCGAGCCUUGUAUCUGGUAUAUAUUUUACCAAACAGCCUUAAGAUAUAUUUGGAAGCAAAAAUCAUACGAAUGUAUAUUUAAAAAUGCAAAAAAUAAUAAUAAUAAUAAAACUCCCAAAAUAUUCUUCUAUCACUGAACCCUAUUUCCCCAGAGUGUUCAAAGCAUUUUCUACCUAAAUAAAUAUGUAACUCCUGAAUAGUGUACAAUAAUGAUGCUUCCUCCUGGACUUGUGCCACCGAGUUACAGACAAGGGUGCUGCUGUAAGCACAGGUAUUUCAGACUUCGAAAGCAGCGUAUCCUAGAGGAGCCGUGUAGACGUAACCCGAGGAAGACAGAACCGAUGUACAUCCCUUAGCUGAAGGAAAUGUGGGAUGCAAAUGUCCCUGCUGCCCACACCCAUGAGGACAUCUGGCAGUCCUUCCUAUCAUUUCCUCAAAUGUUCACACCAUACACAGAAGCAAAUUGCAACAUUAGACAAUCAUCAUUUGCCAUGAACCCAAAAUUCUAUGGACCCAACUCGAGCAAAAACACCUACUAGAUUUUGGUUAACUACAUGAUCUAAUAUUCAUUUCUCAUCCAGUGUUACCUAAAGCCUUGGCCUAAACCUCCCCUAACUAAGUAAAUCUUCCCUCCCUGGGUUGCACCGUGGCCCCCUCUUUUGAAGUGGAAAAAAAAAUGUGCCCCUAUGUGGUUCACUAGGUUCCAAAGAUUAUCAUUGAAUGGCCAAACAAACACCUGCUGCUAGCUCUGAUGGAGGGUGAGCUUUCGCAUCCCCUCGUCAGUGCAAUACCUUCAGGUCUCACGCGUGUGGCGCUCUGUUGUGGAACAAGAAGAUAAGCCAUGUGUGUACUGACUGCAUCUCCCAGGCAAAGGCAAGCGGCAUUGGUUGUGUGUGCAAGCAAGCUGGUCCCUCCUCCCGUUAGGAGGUUCAUAGUGUGGAGCUCUCCUGUGGCCCUAUGAUCUCAUCCAAAACAUGAUAGAAGUUAAAAAACAGACACAAGGCCAAGCUAUAACGCAGUGCAACCCAGGUUAUCUAUGACAGCACACCUGUGUCCCUAGAGAUGCCACCAGCCACUGGAGAGGCUUGAGUGUCGCCAGUUCAAAAUCCUUUCCUCAUGCCAUCAGGCUGAUUUGGACUCUACUGUGCGGACCUAUGGAAAACAGUGGGAAAGGACACACAGCUGGAGUAAGGGACCAGGGGGAAGGAUGUGGCUGAGGAACAAGAGGAUCUUCUGUGCGCUUUCCUGGGCAUGGGACCUUCUGUGCGCGUUCCUGGGCAUGGGACCUUCUGUGCGCGUUCCUGGGCAUGGCUGUUUGUUCCUGUUAUGAUUAUUGUGAAGACAGUUGUCACCAGAGUUGAUCGUUCCCAGGUUUUUAUCGCCAAUCCAGAAUGGUGUGGAGGGGAGCCAUCUUGUUUUAUACCCAGAAAUCACCUCAUUGUUGAAAGGGAAAUGCCCAUACUUCUAACUUCAAACCACACCUGAAGACUUCAGCUAUUUAGUACAAAGUAAAUCCUUAGGAAAAAAAUUACAAAUUUUAUCUAAGACUGCAUAUAUAUAUACAUAUAUGUGUAUAUAUAUAUAUAUAUACAUAUGUGUGUAUAUGUGUACACACACACACACACACACAAAUAAGCUGCAAAGUAGAGGCAGUUACCCAGCUGGCCUUUAUGGAACUGUCCACCUUAUAAUUAGAAUAAGGCAAACAGCGCACAGGACGUAUGAUGGAUCCUGCUUCCUAGGGUGUAUGUCCCAGUUCACCCCAUCUUGAUUUCUGCCUUUUGUUAGCAUAACAAGUGAGCACUGUUUUUAAUACCCUCACUUAAAUCUGCUGCCUCUGUCUGUUCGCUAUACACCCCAACCUCAGGACCCCAGGAUGAGAUUUCUCUGGAAAUAUGCUGACCUUGUAGACACAUGGCCCAAGUGCCUGUAGCAGUCAUAGAACUCCCUGCCUUAGAAACAGUUGUCUGGUUUGGGCCAAACAUUUUUGUUUUUAGACAGAGCCUCACUGUGUAUAGUACAGGUUAGCCUCAAUUGUGCAAUUGCCCUGCCUCUUUCUUCUGGGUGCUGGGAUUACAGACAUGCACCGUCACACUCAGCCUUGGUCCAAAACUCUUGGCAGCAGAGCUGGGAUGGAAGGAGAGUGGUGUAUACCGGGCUUUGCAAUAGAUCAUGAGAUCAUCAGGUGUGAGCCAGCCUUCCUGUGUCUCUGAUGCGCUGGAAGCCAGUCACCCUCUGAGAAGCAUGAAGGUCAGGUCUCAGCUGCUCUCUCCCUGGUGUCAGUCAUCUUGCUCAGGGUUCUCUGACCCACAGGUCCAGGGCAGGACAUCCACAUGGACAGAAGCUGACAAGUAGCAUGUCAGAGAGACUCAGGUUGACUCGUCAGCAGGAUUGUACCUGUUGAUGACAGGAACUCCCUCAGAGGUCGGAGAAGUGACAAUUCCCUGAGGGGCUGUGUCUUGAAGGAAACUGGCUGCCUGGAGCAAUAAUGAGCAAGAGAGGAUACCUAGUACCUCUGCUCAGCCCACUGGCUACAGACUUGAAGCCCAGGACACAGACAUACUUUUGCAGGUCACAUGCUUUCGUACACACUCAUUGCCCAGACAUUUCGCCUCCAGUCUUGGGUGUCUUUCAUGUUCUAACUGCAAAUUUAACAUAUUACUACCUUCAUGGUUAGCGCUAUCAUUUUUUUAUAGUUUUCAAACUACAUUCACUGGACGUUCUGAGGAGUUCUUUGUUCCACCCACUCACUAUUUAUACUUCUAAGUAGGCUCGGAUCAAACCUGGUCUUCUAAAGCCAGGAAAUGGGCUUAAGAGAUCAAGACCAUAAUGGCUGCCGGUUAGCAGCGGCCUCAGCUACCUUGGUGAGGAGUGAGCUUUGCACCACAUCAUUCCUUGUCCCACCUGUCAUGAGCUGAACACACCACAUCAGCUGAAAUCAUCCCUGUGCCUCUGGGCUUAGUGUGCCUCCUGGGAUGAGAGGCAGUGAACUUCCCAGUCAGGUUAGGUGCCUCUACACAGAGUGUCAACCAGAAGUUGAAGAUAUCAAGGAGAAGGCACCAGGAGCCUUGUGGCUCAGCCAAGCUGCCAGAACUGAUGGAUACAACUGCUAGUAACCUGCCCUGAGUCCAGUUCCUGUCUUCUCUUCCAUGAUGUGACAUUAGAGUUACUGUCCCUACCUCCCUUGAAGGCAGGUGCAAUGUAAGGGUUGGUGACAUGCCCCCUCUGGCAUCUUUGAGCUUAUAGACCUAUGAUGAAUGUGUAUUGUCAUUUGGGAGUUGUGCCUGGGCUCUCCUCGGUGUGCUGUGACCCCUACUCUAUGCAGGAAGCUGACAGAACUAGACCAUGGCACAAGAAGGAGAGACGUUUACUUUGGGAUCCUGUUCUGCCUAGGCAGGAGGUCAAAACAAGAAUCCAGUGGCUCAGAAAUGGAACAUAAUAGCCAGGAACUUCUUUUCCUUUUGGCUGUGACUUCAAUUUCUAUACUCUUCCAUGAACAAGAAUCAACAACACCAAGAAGAGCUAGACAAUGUUUUUGCCAGCUCAGCCCCUCCUAGAUGAACCGGACAGAUGCUAUCAAUAUGGUAAAGUGAUCCAAGAACAAUUCUGGCUGGGAAAUUGAGAUGUUCAUGUGAAGAACACAGAUGGACUCAGACCUGCAGCACAGUCACUGCAGAGGUGUGGACCCCAUCCUUAGCCCCCUGCUCUGCCGUCAUCGCCCUGCCCACUGCAGAGAUGAGCACACAGACACUCUGAGAAGAAACCUUUCCAUUCUUGCCAUGCUGAAAAACACUACCAUGUUAGGAGUUGCCGUCCAAACCCAGGCAUUUUGAUCCAGUGUUUAAAAAAAAAAAAUUACCUUGUUUCUGUCUCAACAUCUGACAGAUGACUCCUUUUUAGGGGACAUAUUAGUUACCUACAAAACUACUACUUUUUAAAAGAUUUUGUAUACACACAAACCAAGGUAACAGCAGUUUACCUCCCGAUUUUCUUAGAUUUUAGGAGACUCUUAAUCAUUGGUGCUUAUUCUGAAUCUGAAAGCCUUGGGCUCCAAGACUUCCCAUGUGCAGUACAAGAGAGGCGGUCAUAAAGAAAGGGGUGUCAGGAUUCGUGUACAUGUUUAUCUUCUGUGCAGUGAUCUCCAUGGGGGGGACUUGGAUGCAUGUCUGCAAGUUCAAGGAUGGAAGCCAAGGUUGACGGUGGGACCUUAGGAAGCCACUUGCCCAUGACCCUAGUUCUCCGCCCAACUCCAGCCAUCUCAGACACUUAGUCACCUUCAAAGGGCUCCACAAGAAUCGUCACCCUCCCUCCAUUUUCAAUUGGUUUGCUGCAUUCAGGAAGGUAUCCCCUAAUGAGCAGCAAGAGCCAGGCUGCUUAUUUCCCAACAAUAGCCACUUACCUCUGGCCAAGUAUCCUUCUAUGGAGACACAACCCCUCUACCCGCCCUCCAUACUGUGUGCCAAAACCUAGGCGUGGCCUAAAGACUGAGUUUAAUGCCUCCUAUAGGGACUCAAGGAAUGCUAGAGCAGGACUAGUGAUUUAGUUAAAGAUUAAAAGUAUAUAAAUAUAUAUAUAUAAAUAUACAUAUAAAAUAAUACCCACGACAAGGAUCGACAGAGUGCCAAAUAUUCAAACUGUACAGAGUUACACUCAUCAGAACUAAACUGUUUUAUGUAAGUCUCUUUACUCAUGCCUUUUUGGGUUCUUUUGAUAAAUCCUGCUUCCCAGCAUGCAGUAUCCUAUCUGAUGUAUCUCUCAAUGCUGACCCGGUUUCUUCCUUCUCAUUAAUAAUUUGUCAGAACAACGAUCAUCAUUUUAAGUCAUUUUUUUAAAGAUUGCUUUUUUAAGUUUUCUUUCCUCUGUGAGGUUUUUGGUUUUUUUUUUUAAUUUUUAAUCUUAGGUGACUGUGGAAACAUCAUUGUCCAGAAUCUUCUAUGAUAACACCUCUUUAAUUUGAUGUCUGUAUUGCCAAUAUUCACCUCCUGUAAAUAGUUCUGCAAUUAAAUUUUUUGGAGAAAAGUAA